AUGGGAUAUUUGAAAAAAUAUGUGUAUGAAUUGAACGAUAGAGUGUGGGAAACAGCAGAAGAACCCACUACCCUAACCAAACUUAUAUUUGGAUUGGUGCAUUCUGUAUCUGUAUGGACCACAUUGUGGUUAAUUGGGUUUGGCCACUUAGAAGAGCUUUUGGAGACCCCACAUUACAAAAUGCCUAUAAAUACCAUGCAUUGCCAUGCAAAUGUCAAACAACCAACACUUGUGGGAUUUGUUAUAUCACUCUCCGAUCCAAUGGCUAUUCACAAACCUUCAAGUGUGGUUUUCUUGGUCUUUUUAUGCUUGAGCAUUUGUGCGGCUGCUAGAGUUCUCUUAACAGUCGAAGAGGGCUACAGUCAUGGUGGUUAUGAAGGUGGCAGUUUAUCUGGAGGUGGUGGUGGUGGAGGUGGUAGUGGUGGUGGAGGAGGAGGAGGAGCUGCUUAUGGAGGAGGUGGUUAUGGGGGAGCUGGAGCUGGAUCGGGAAGUGGGGCUGGUGAAGGUGGUGGAUCAGGGUAUGGUGGUGGAGCUGAAGGAGGGGGAGGCGGUGGUAGUGGAGGAGGUGGUGGAGCUGGAGGAGGAGGAGGAGCAGGAGCAGGAGUUGCGGGAGGACAUGGUGGGGGUUAUGGUGGAGGAGAAGGAGCCGGGAGUGGCGGUGGAUACGGUGGGGCUGGAGGAGCAGGUGGCGGAGGUGGAGGUGGACAUGGUGGUGGUGGUGGUGGUGGUGGAGGAGCCGGUGCAGGAGGAGCUGCAGGCGGUGGGGGAUAUGGCAGUGGAGGUGGAGCUGGAGCAGGAGGAGGCGCCGGAGGAUCACAUGGUGCCGGAGGAGGUGGCGGUUCUGGAGGUGGAGGGGGUGGCGGUGGUGGAGCUGCCGCCGGGCAUGAAGGUGGUGCAGGCGCAGGGGGAUAUGGCAGUGGAGGUGGAGCUGGAGCAGGAGGAGGUGCCGGAGGAUCACAUGGUGCUGGAGGUGCCGGAGGAGGUGGCGGUUCUGGAGGUGGAGGUGGUGGCGGAGCUGCCACUGGACAUGAAGGUGGAUAUGGAGCUGGUAGUGGUAGCGGCGGUGGUGAAGGCGGUGGUCAUGGUGGCUAUAUCCCUUGA
Messenger RNA from Lactuca saligna, 1101 nucleotides. The record is from the annotation of a GenBank genome assembly. Lineage: Eukaryota; Viridiplantae; Streptophyta; Magnoliopsida; Asterales; Asteraceae.